GAUUUGUAUGGAGAAACGAACACUUUGAUAAAUAACUUGGAGGUCGGGUAUCAUGCAUUUGAUGAUAUAUUCGAGAUCAAUGAGCCUGACACAAACGUAUCGACACAUUACAAAUCUAGCAUUUGUAAUCCUUGGUGGACUCCAAAACAACAGAAGCAAGAAUAG
Paraglomus brasilianum is the source of this 165-nucleotide messenger RNA. The record is from the annotation of a GenBank genome assembly. Lineage: Eukaryota; Fungi; Glomeromycota; Glomeromycetes; Paraglomerales; Paraglomeraceae.